Molecule: messenger RNA, 3041 nt
Organism: Neolamprologus brichardi
Lineage: Eukaryota; Metazoa; Chordata; Actinopteri; Cichliformes; Cichlidae
Product: KIAA0040 ortholog
Source: RefSeq, a predicted model, not a curated record
CGAUGUCAGAGUGAGGGGGACCAGACCAGAGCUGAAGCCAGAUGCCAAAACAGAAACAACAGAAGUUUGAGCAGCUAACUGGAUUAGACAAGACGCGAGACCUGACCUGCUACUUCACAAGUGCCUGCGGGAUACAUCCACAUUAAGUCACUUCUCUACAGCUCGUCAGACUGAAAGUUUGAAAGGGGAGGAGGACAAGAGGAAACUCAAGAAAACAAUUACUGGAAUGUCGACCUGGAUAAAGAAACUUCCGCUUUCCUCGAGAUCAGAAUCCUCAUAUUGAAAGCCUUCUCUAACCAAGUGACCUCUUGGUUUUGUGGAUUUGUUUAAAUGGGCCUUGGCCUUCUCCAAAGGAGCACUUUAAAGCAGAAAGCAUCAGUGACGUUUGCUUCUGGUGUUUCCAUUUAACACACAGAGCAAAGCCCUCGUUGGAUGGACGAGAGUCUCAGGGAAACGAUUUCAUUUUGGGCAGUUUUUUAACCUUAUUCCAACCCAAAGGGCUCAGAGGGACAUUAUAUUAUUAUCAUUUUAGUACCCCAGCAUCCUAACAUGCACAUUUGCUGUCUCACAACUACUUCAACUCUCUAAAGGAUUUAGCAAAACUUUUCCAACAGUGAGUUAGUCUCAUUUAAAGGGCUGACACGCCGGUAUCCUAAGCCAUGGAUGGAAAAACUGACAGCAUUCAGGAUUUUUUCAACCAACUGUGGCACUUUGCUACAGAAAAACACAACCAGGGGGCCUAUAACACAGUCUGCCUGGUGGUCCUCCUGACGCUUCCCCUGCUUGUUCUCCUCACAACAGUGGUGGUGUGCUGUCACUGCUGUUGCUGUCGUCAUGCCAACAGCUGCUGUUGUUGUUGCUGCGGCGACGCCGUGUCGUCUUCAAGGUCAGAAACAAAGAAGAAAAAAAAUUCUGCCAAUACCGAAGACUUGUGGAUCUCGGUCAAGCCAGGGCCGAUGACGCCCGACCGGGUCGCUCUGGCCAUGGAGUAAAUAUCCCUUCUUUGACCUGAGACUGCUGACGAGUUUAUGGAAAGGAGCUGAUGGAGCAUCCCGAAAAGCAUAAACCGUGGACGCUCUUGGACUAUGCUGAGCUGAUAUCCAAACAAAAAGGAUGAACUUCACCUAGUAGCGGGCACAGAUGUGGUUGAAAUAUGUAAAGAGUGUAUAUAUUGUUGUCACUUUUCAUUCAUAAGAUGUCGUGCGGUGGUUUUAUGACAAUGUUUACAGCAUUUUUAUGAGCAUUUUUUUAGUGUUUGGUACAUAAAGGAAGAAAUAUGAAGACAGAAGCACAUAUAUAACUGCAAGUGUGUGUGUGUGUGUGUGUGUGCGUGUGUGUGUGUGUGUAAGAGAAGCACAGUGUUAUUGAGAGCACUUUGUUCUUAGAGCUCCCAUGUGAAAUUCAGUGCGUGUGUAUUUGGGAGAGAGAGCCAAUUUAGGGUCUGCCCAGUGCUCAGAAAGCUGCAUUACUCACAUUCAGGCUGCAAUGCAGACUGUGAUUGACUCUCAAUUUCUAAAUCAAAAGGCACUGACAAUCUAAAAAGCUGAACUCACUGCCUGCAGAAAGAAACUUUCUUCAUUCCGACAUUUUUCCCCCGUUUCUUGAAGAUGUUACAGCAUUGUCACAGGAGUGGAACUUCACUUUCAUUGGGCUUUUUUGUGUUUUUUUUUAUUGCACUAUUCAGGGCCAAAUAAGCAUUAAUAAAAAAGACUAUUUGUAAAAGAUAAAGUGAGACCCUCCCACCCAAAAGACAAACAAACAACACUGGAAACUAGAAACUAGAUACUCAUACCAAUGGAGGUGUUAGCAGUGAUGACUAGCCAUGUAUUUAUGGAAAUUUUGAACAUUUAUUCCUCUAAAACGUAUGAAUAUGACUGAAAGAGUUGGUUUAAGUUGGUUAAGAGCAGAUCCAUAUGCACUUUUAAUAUUCUGUUUUGAAGUCAUCACACAGAAAAUUUGGAAGGAGGACCAACAACACACUUAAGCCCCAAUGCCUAACUACAAAUGCGAUCUCCUGCCUUUUGCCCCCGUAUCUGGGGGUGUUGGGGCUUAAGAGGUUAAACUGGCAUUAAGUUUGUUUGUAAUCACUUUUGGCUAACUUCCUAGCACGGAUGUGGACAAUUUCAGAUUGUCAAAAGUGUGUUUCAUUAAAACAAACAAAUCGCUGUCUAAGCAUACAUCUUUGCAUAUUUCAUCAUGCUGAGAGCUUCCCCUACACUUGUGAUUGUGCCUUAUAACUGCAAAAUUAUGUGCAUUUCUUUAAAAAGUUUGAUGAGUGCUUACAUGGAUACUGCUGGUAAACAUUUGAACAUACAGUUCACAUUUAUUGCCAUUCUGUUGAGAUACAAACAUAAUGCUGAUUAAUUUGAUCAAGUCCUCACUAUUCACGUGUAUACAAUGUUUUUAGAAGUGGGUUUGAACAGUAUUCAAAGUAUUUUUUUUGUUUUAGCUUAAUUAAAUUCACAUACUUUUCAAAAAUUCCAGUAAAAAGAAACUGAAAUAAUCAAACGAUUUGGGCUUCGAGUGGAUUGUGCCUGAAGGCUUCUUGUUUUGAAAGUGUACGACAUCUCAAGGCCCAAUUAAGCAAAAGCGUCUCAGCAGUAUCAUCAUCUUUAUGCAUUAGCUUAUUUUGGCACUAAGUUGAUCUUCUUGCUCAAGUGCUGCUGGGAAAACCGGCCCCACUCAUUUCAUUACAGCUCAGACAGAUACGUCCCCGUGUGGAAAUCUGGGUUUGUCUCUUCUGCUUUAUGUUCGCAGAGAGAAACUAUACGUGUUGAGUUUAAUAUGAAAGGUUGCCUUGCAAAACACAGGCAACGUAUGAUGACUAAUAAUUGCAAGAGUGAGACGUUUAACAAGAAAACACACUGCCAUGUUCGGGGUUUUUUGCCGAGCACGUCAUUGUGGUUUGUGUUUGUCAAAGUAAAAUUUACAGUUUUUACUGGUUUGUUAAAUGCUGACUGUGGCAGGCUUCUUACAACAUAAAUAAAAAUGUAAAAUGAUGUUAAAGACUGAACAAAAUUAAAGGAAUAGUUUGACCUGUU